AUGCGAGCUAUCCCGGAAUAUGUGGAUACGAGUGAAUAUCUGGUGAACACUCCGCAAGUCAUUGACAUAAACGAAUUUACUCUUAAUCUUCGCUCGACCUUGAGUAUCAUGGGGCUUUUUGAUGACACCGCGGGUGGAGCCACACUGGUGCAUGAGAGCCAUUUCAACACAAAGACCGUUUUAGGGGUCUACAUGAAACGGAGGAGGGCUGAGCAGACGAAAGAUCAAAAACUUCAACCUGAAGCAUGUCUACUGGGCGCGUACCCACCCCAUAGCAGGUCUUUGACAUUGCCGAUUAGCGACAACACAACUCCCCUUAAUUUAGGUGAAAAGCUCAAUCUGAAGCUUCAGAAUGAGCAGCUCCAGGCUCACGAAGCCCCAACUUUUAUUACCUAUAACAUCAAGCGAACCUAUGUCCUAGAAUGGAAGAUGAGUCUCGAAGUCGGUGGAGAGAUAUUCAAGGUGAAGGGCAAGCAUCCAGUCUUGAUCAUGGAAAAGGCCGAACCGGAUUCAGACCGCUAG
Molecule: messenger RNA, 522 nt
Organism: Penicillium cataractarum
Lineage: Eukaryota; Fungi; Ascomycota; Eurotiomycetes; Eurotiales; Aspergillaceae
Exons: 1
Coding region: 1-522 (173 amino acids)
Source: RefSeq, a predicted model, not a curated record